Geodia barretti is the source of this 387-nucleotide messenger RNA. NCBI's taxonomy places the organism in Eukaryota, Metazoa, Porifera, Demospongiae, Tetractinellida, Geodiidae. The record is from the annotation of a GenBank genome assembly.
AUGAUGGUCGUACGCAUCCUCGACCGCUCCGAUGGUAUCCUCAAGAUGGAACAGUUGGGCCUCGAGCCCGACACCAUGGCUACGUGGAGGCAGCUACUCGGCCUUCCGUUCGGGAUGCUCUUGGUAUCGGGGCCGACUGGCUCCGGCAAGACAACAACCCUGUACUCAUCCGUCACGGACCUGAUUGACAACCGCGGAAACAUUCUCACCAUCGAAGACCCCAUCGAAUAUCGAGUAGAGGACCUGCACCAGAUCGAGGUCAACCGGCAGGCCGGGAUCGACUUCCCGACCGGGCUGAAGGCGAUCAUGCGACUCGACCCCGACGUCAUCCUCGUGGGCGAGAUACGCGACGUGGAGACCGCAAAGACGGCCGUGACGCCGCGCUGA